AACCUAACCGAGAGAACUCUUCUAUAUUGCAAACAUGGCGUCCUCGCAGCAUGAGCAAAACAGUAAUGUUGAUACGUCAAUACCCAGUGUUCACUUACAGCACGGAGAGAGAAAAGCAGGGGCUAUAUCUUUUAGUUUUAGCAAAACUGUAAAUAAAUUCAAAUCUACUCGGGAUGAAGUUCUCAACGCAGAAGAGCGAGAUUAUUUAACCGGAAUUGAUGGGAAAGAAUUGCUAAGUACCAAGCCUGUGGACAAGCCAAGGGAGCUGAUCAUUCCACUCAUCCAGAGGAACCGCUGGUGUAGCAGGCAGGAGAACAGAGCUGGCCAAGUCCAGGUGCAUGGUGACGGAGGGGAGGACAAAACCAAAACACAGAACCCCUCUCAGGAGCAGGACUCUGUGGAAUCACAGGCUGUCAAAGAAAUUAUUGAAGAAUCCCAGAGGCAGCUUGAACUGUGGAAAAAUGGGGACCAGACAGACCCUAACCUCACCAUUCCCCUGCUGAUGCAGAACCAACCCCCACAGGGCUUUGAGGAUGGAGACCACGUCAAAGUAGACCUGCGGCCAGAGUCUUCCACAGAGGCAGACUACAACAGCGUUCCUGUGGAGGCGUACGGCCUGGCCAUGUUGAAGGGAAUGGGUUGGAAGGCUGGCGAGGGUAUUGGACGGACCUUCAAACAAGAUGUGAAACCUAUUGAACACCAGCUGAGGCCUAAGGGUCUGGGUUUGGGAGCUGACCGCUCUGCUAUAAGGGACCUGGAGCCCAGUGGGCCAAGGAGACCCCCUAAGCCAGGUGAUGAGCAGAAGGAGGAGACCCUAGUUCUGGGGCCUGGAGGCUAUGUGCUGGUGGAGUCUGGAGCACACAAGGACCUGUAUGGGAAGAUUGAAGGGGUGGAUCCGGACAAUGCACGAGUAGUGGUGAAGCUCGCGAUUGGAAGCAAGACUGUGACAAUCAGUCAAUAUGCAUUGAAACUGGUUGCCCACACAGAAUAUGACAAGAACUGCAAAGACCUCAGUCGGCUCAGCAGGGCCCACAAAGAAAAAGAAAAGGAACUGCAGAGACGGGAAGACAGGGAGAAAGAAAGAAGGAAUAAUGAAGAAGAGGAGAGGAAGAAAAGUAGAUCUUCUGAGAAGGACAGAGAUGGAGGAAAGGACCAAAGAAAAAGGAAGCAUAAAGAUUCAAGUCAGGACAGAGAGAAGCCCCCAGUGAAGCUACCCCCUGCUGCCCCCUCCUGGCUCCAGAGAGACCUGAAAGUUCGCUUUGUAGAUAAAGCAUUUAAAGGAGGGAAAUAUUACAAUUCAAAGAUGCGGAUAGAGGAUGUCUUGACACCAAACAUCUGUAUUUGUCGUACUGAGGAAGGAAGAUUCUUAGAUGAUGUUAAACAGACCAUGCUGGAGACCAUUGUACCAAAGAGUGACUCGGAUGACAUCAUGGUUGUACUUGGUGAACACAGGGGACAGGUGGGCCGUAUCCUCCAGAGAGACCGGGACCGGUGCAAAGCAAUGGUGCAGCUGGACAGAUAUGAGGAGAAGGUGUUCACCCUGGACUAUGACUCUAUCUGUCAUUAUGUAGGUGGAGAUCACUGACUCUGUUGCUUACCAUCUCAACCAGCGUGCCCCAAUGUCUCAAAGUGGAUAUGUCUGUCUUCAUUUGACCUAGUGGUGUCAUAAAGUGCUACGUCUGUACAGUGAGUUAUUGUAGUUCUAUCGUAGCCUUGUGCAAAUCAUUCUGAUCUAAAAGGAAUGUCCCCUUGUGAGAUCAGGAUGGUUCAUGAGGGCGGUAUAUUGUACCUUUGUAAUAAAAUAAUUUCAACAAAG
Esox lucius (northern pike) is the source of this 1816-nucleotide messenger RNA. RefSeq names its product G patch domain and KOW motifs (gene gpkow). Bases 35 to 1585 code for a protein of 516 amino acids. Gene Ontology annotation, biological process: mRNA splicing, via spliceosome. Gene Ontology annotation, cellular component: spliceosomal complex. Gene Ontology annotation, molecular function: nucleic acid binding. Lineage: Eukaryota; Metazoa; Chordata; Actinopteri; Esociformes; Esocidae. The record is from RefSeq and is a predicted model, not a curated record. The transcript is spliced from 11 exons.